Molecule: messenger RNA, 744 nt
Organism: Fusarium oxysporum Fo47
Lineage: Eukaryota; Fungi; Ascomycota; Sordariomycetes; Hypocreales; Nectriaceae
Exons: 4
Coding region: 1-744 (247 amino acids)
Source: RefSeq, a predicted model, not a curated record
AUGGGAUUAAAUCCAGGCUGGGGCAUGCUCAAACCGGAGCAAACUGAACCCUUCAUCGCAUCCAGUCCCCAGUGGAAACUGGUGGGAGAAAGCUGUUACGAGAAAGUCGAGCCUUUCAAAUACGAAACCAACGAUGCAGACACUGAGAGGCAUCAGCUUUCUUCUUUAUUUACUAUCCGGUAUACUAUGAACACCAAGACCACGGAGAGAACAGUUAUCGUGGAUCUAAUAUCCCCAAAUCUCCAAUUCAUGAUGGAAAAGGCACUCUAUGGCGUUGAAACCGCAGACUUCAGGGAGCCUGUUACUUUGGUUAAUUUCAAGACGUUAUUCCACAAGCGCACGCAACUGAGGAUGUUCCGCGAUGUCCACUCUCACCAUAUAACAGCCUUCCUAUUGGAUAUGGAGCAUUUUAGGUGCUUCAUUAGGAUCUUUGAGGACUUAUGCGAAGAUCUAGAUAAUAGGCUAGAAGCACUUGUCCGGUGUGAUGAGAUCACUUGGGAGUUUCUUCCAGAGUUAUUUCUCCCUAAAACGAAGGUUCUAAGGAAUGAUGGAACAAAUGAUAUCCAAGAAGAGGGGACUUGUCUUGAUUGUGAGGAGACUAUUGAUAAAGAAGGUCUGAGAUUCAUUCGCCUGAGAAUAAGUCUUGAUCAAGGGGGAGAUUGUUCGAUUUUCAUUCCAGACUUCGACAGCAAAGUCGCCAUUAGAUCCCUUGAGGUCUACCCUAAGGACUUUAUGGAGGACUAG